CGAGGACCCGCAAUAUACUUACCCUGUGCCACACUCUCGUACACUCAAGAACCGCAGUUCAAACAAGUCGCAAACACGCUCACACUGGCCACCAAGGCUGCCUGGAUCUAGUAUGUAGUCCAAUGCACUGCAAUGGCUGUGAGCUGGAUCGAUACGCAGCCUCCUCACUCUUCUCGGCACUGGAAAUCUUCAAAAAUGGGCAAAGGUGAUCCUAAAAAGCCAAGAGGUAAAAUGUCCUCGUAUGCCUAUUUUGUGCAAACCUGCCGGGAAGAGCACAAGAAGAAACACCCAGAUGCUUCAGUGAAUUUCUCAGAGUUCUCAAAGAAAUGUUCAGAAAGGUGGAAGACUAUGUCCGCUAAGGAAAAGGGGAAAUUUGAAGAUAUGGCACGAGCUGACAAGGUUCGUUAUGAAAGAGAAAUGAAAACCUAUGUACCCCCAAAAGGAGAGUCAAAAAAGAAAUUCAAGGAUCCAAAUGCACCAAAGAGGCCUCCUUCAGCAUUUUUCUUAUUUUGCUCUGAGUAUCGUCCAAAAAUCAAAGGAGAACAUCCUGGUCUUUCCAUUGGGGAUGUUGCAAAGAAACUUGGAGAGAUGUGGAAUAAUACAUCUUCUGAGGAUAAACAGCCUUUUGAAAAGAAGGCUGGUAAACUGAAGGAGAAAUAUGAAAAGGAUAUUGCUGCAUACCGAGCUAAGGGAAAGCCUGAUACAGCCAAAAAGGUAGCUCCUAAGCCUGAAAAAAGCAAGAAAAAGAAAGAAGAGGAAGAUGAUGAUGAGGAUGAUGAUGAUGAUGACGAGGAAGAAGAGGAAGAAGAAGAGGAGGACGAGGAGGAAGAAGAUGAUGAAUAAGUCUUUUAGAUCAGAUUUUCUUGUCUAUAAAAGCAUUUAACCCCCCUGUACACAACUCACUCCUUUUAAAGAAAGGAAAAAAAUUAAGCAUAAGGCUGUGUAAGAUUUGUUUUUAAACUGUACAGUGUCUUUUUUCCUUUUUCUUUUUUUGUAUAGUUCAAAACUACCAAAAAUGUCUUUUGGUAGACUUGUCCUUUAGUGGUAUCUCAGUGGCCACUAAUGUUGCCUAGUACAGAAUGGGGGUUGUAAAUUGGCAUGGAAGUUUAAAGCAGGUUCUUGUUGGUGCACAGCACAAAUUAGUUAUACAUGCAGAUGUAGUUUAUUAUUCAUCUUGAGUUGUCUGCCUCAUAAAAUAAUAGUUGUUCUGUUAACGAAAUACCACUCUGUAAUUGCAAAAAAAAAGAGAAAAAAGUUGUAGCUGUUGACAUUCUGAUUGCUUCUAAGUAAAUACAUUUUUAAAAAAAUUAGUAUUGUUGUCCUUUUAAUAGGUGCCCUUGUAAAGUCAACAUUUCCCCUUUUUUUCCCUCUGGAAACUUUAACUUUUUAUGUUUUUGCCCAUUUGGGAUCACGUCAGAAUUUUGUCUCUUCAUGUAAUAAGUUGAUAGAAUGAUAACAAGAGCUUUGAGCAACAUGCCCUAUAUAAUCAUGAUAGGGUAGGAAAUAAAUAUAUACCGGAAUAUGCAAAACAUGUUUUUCCCCAUGUAACUGGUCACAAUAAAAAAAAUGUUCUUAACCAAUUUGUAUUUGCUCAGCUUUUGCUAUGUACAAUAUUCUACUGAGUUGUAUAAAUUUGCCAGUUUUGGAAGGAUGAGAAUUAGAAUACCAUUUUUGUGGCAUGAAGUACUUCCAGGAGAAAAAUAAUUUAGGAUACUUCUGCAACCACUACGUAUAUUCUCACUUUGAUCUGCAAGGAAUUUACAUGUAUGACUUCAUUGGCUAGUAGUAAAUUGAAUUUGCAAAUACUUUAAUAAAGAGGAGAGUACUCUAUUUAAGCAGGUAAAGUUAAAUACUAAAUUACUGUAAUCCUUUUAGGAUACCAUGUCAAGUGAUGAUUGUGGGCUUUAUGCCAUGGAUACUCCUGGUAGUAAACCUCCCACAAUAAAAUACUUUACUUUGCUAAUGUUUUUUAUAAGUGAUACCAUUGAUUGAUUUGUAUAAAUUCAUGUUUUCAAUCCACUAGUUUUAGCCCAUUUUCAAAAUUUUGUAUUGUCUCAAAUUAAAAUGAGAUGUAUCUUUUUCUGUUAUCUUUUAUAACAUUUUUGAUGUCUGCCCAUUUUGUAAGUUAAAAUAGCAGUGGGGGGGGAGUACAUUUUUUCCAUUUAGCUGUGAAAUAUAACAUGGUAUUCCAACAACUUCUGAUUUGAUAAAAUAUAGAUUGCUUUGAAAACCAAAGUUAAAUUUUUUGCAUUUUCAAUAAAAAUGCUGGCAGUUAUGAACUCGGCUGAAUAAUCUGGGGAUUGAUUGAGAAUUCUGUAGUUAUGAAAUAAUGGUGCCAGUGUUUAAAAAAUAGCAUUCUUGUAAUUUUACACACUUUUUUGAUGGAGUAUUGUUUUGUUAUACAAUUUUGACUUAAGAUUCUUACUUCAAUUUUGCAUUUGUUUAUGUAUAACCUCAGGAGAAUAUUGAACAUCUGAUUUCCUGGUUGAUACUAAUAAAAUAAUAAUUACAGAGG
Molecule: messenger RNA, 2515 nt
Organism: Thamnophis sirtalis
Lineage: Eukaryota; Metazoa; Chordata; Lepidosauria; Squamata; Natricidae
Gene: HMGB1
Product: high mobility group box 1
Biological process (GO): regulation of transcription by RNA polymerase II
Cellular component (GO): nucleus
Molecular function (GO): DNA binding
Source: RefSeq, a predicted model, not a curated record